UCCUCCCUCCCCGUCCCAAGAUGGCUGCGCUGCUGCGGAGCCCGGAGCCGUGGAACCGCGUGACGAUCCCUAAAGCUGGAAGCCGCAGCGCGGUGACCGUACCGGACCCCGACGCGGCCCUCGAUCUUUGCAUUGCAACUGUAAUUAAAGAAUGCUGUCUCCUUACACAAUUGCUGAAGAGUCCAACCUUAGAUGCAGAAACAGAUGUGCUAUGUGCGCUCCUGUACAGCAAUCACAACAGAAUGGGCCGCCACAAGCCCCAUUUGGCCCUCAAACAGGUUGAACAAUGUUUAAAACGUUUGAAAAACAUGAAUUUGAAGGGUUCGAUUCAAGAUCUGUUUGAGUUGUUUUCUUCCAAUUCUGAAAAUCAGCCUUUAACUACCAAAGCAUGUGCCAUUCCCAGCCAACCAGUGGUGGAAUUGGUGUUGAUGAAGGUUUUGGGAGCCUGCAAAUUGUUACUUCGUUUGUUGGACUGUUGCUGCAAGACAUUUCUCUUGACCGUGAAACAUCUAGGCCUACAAGAAUUCAUUAUUUUAAACCUUGUGAUGGUUGGGUUGGUGAGCAGGUUAUGGGUUCUCUACAAAGGUGUUUUAAGAAGACUGGUUUCUUUAUAUGAGCCAUUAUUUAGAUUGCUUCAAGCAGUCUCUGAGAUUCAACCAACACCUUAUUUCAAAGAUUUUACCUUUCCUUCUGACAUUACUGAAUUUUUAGGACAGCCGUAUUUUGAGAUCUUUAAGAAAAAAUUGCCUACAGCUUUUGUAGCUAAAGGAGUAACUAAAUUGCUAAAUAAACUGUUUUUAACAAAAGAGCAAUCACCAAAGUUCAGUGAAGAAACUUUACUUAGAAUUUCCAAAAAAACCAAUAAGCAAAAGAAGAUCAAUAUACAGAAUAAUGUGGAUCUUGGACAGCCAGUGAAAAACAGGAAAAUCUUCAAAGAAGCAUCAUCAAAAUUUGACGUGAGGGCUUUCUGCACACAGCUGAAACACAAAGCUAUUCAGGAGACCAACUUGGAGUUUAAAUGUUCUCCAUCCAAACUAAAGGCAAGCAAACAUUCUUCUCGGAAAGUGAUAGACAUUCACUGUGUCAAAAAAUUUGUGAAAAGAUUCCGAGAGGCUGAGACAUUCACACAACUUUCUGAAGAAAUCCAAAUGGCGAUUCUGUGGUGCAGAAACAAAAAACUCAAGGUGCAGGCCAUCUUUCUGGGUAACAAACUUCUUAAAAGUAACCGGUUUAAGCAUGUGGAAGCUCAAGGCUAUAGUUUGCCAAAGAAACUAGAGUGCAUAAAAACAUCUAUUUGCAACUGCUUUCUUCGUGGCUUACAUAACAAAAUUUCAAAGCAUCAUCUGAGACAAAGAUCACAGAAUAAGUUUUUACUGAGACAGAGGAAACCACAGAGAAAGCUGCAGUCGACUCUUUUAAAGGAAAUUCAGCAGUCCUCUCAAGGGACUCGGAGUGCUACAGAUAAAAGGGAACGGAGACUCUCUUACCGUGCAGUUCAUAGAACUGCUCUCUACACGGACAGUAAGCAACUCUUGAGUAGCCGGGUUUCAGAUCCUGUCAUACAAACUAAGGAGAAACAAAUUCAUGAAAAUCUUGCAGGAAACAAUGAAAAUGAAACUGACUCGUGGACGAUGCAAAUCAGUAAACAUAAUACACCAACCUCCAAAAAGGAGAGAGAUGACAUUGAUGAUAUUUUUGCUUUAAUGGGUGUUUAGACUCUUAAUUUGUGAGACUGCUAUGUGAUUAACAAACUGGUCCAGUGUUCUGCUGUUUUAAGUAGAACUACUGAGAUAUGAAAAGGUCUGAUGUACCACUUGGAUUCAGAGAGGAGCUGUUACAGUGCAACAUUGUACAACAGUUCAGUAAACUUUCAUAUUAUUUUGACAAGUAUUUUUCUAUUGUCAAGUUUUGACUAUGAUUUUGUGCCAGGUAUUAAGAUGAAAAUGUACCCUUUUCUGCUCUUGAGAAGCAGAUGUGAUUCCUUAAGACUGGUAGGUUCCUGAAAAACUUGAGUAUUUUUAUGAUUUAUAGGGAACCAAACCUAAAUAAUUAAGUCUACAAGAAUGUAUUCUGUGAAUAAAGGUAAAUGGGUAUUGCAAUGGGGAGUAGCAAGUUUAAAAGUUUACUCUGGCCUUACUGAUUGCAUUGUAGAUUGUCUACCUCUGAACACAGGAACUUCUAAUGCUUGUGCCGUUUUGCUUAUAUCAUAGAAUCAAUUGUCAAAGGACUCAAAAGUUUUGCCACUAAUUAUAUUACCAGGGACUGGUCCCGCCAUUAUUUCACUUCUUUUGUUCAUCAUCUCUCAUAGGAAGGCCUAUUAAUACACUUUUGGAAUUCACUGAAAGGUUUUGUUUGUUUGAAUGCUGGUGAUUGAUUCCAAACAAACUUUUUUCCAAAAAGUAUAUUGUACAUGGAAUACAACAAGACAACAAAAUAAAAGGUGAGAAAAUUAAAUGAACAAAUAAGUGAUUAUACAAAAUAGAUCCAGGAAUGAGACUAAACACAAAUUUAUAAUUUGGUGCUGAUACUAGCUAGCAUUUGAUAUUUGUAUGUUGCUCAAACAGCUGCUGAGAAAUCUUAAACACAUUUUAAAAUUUAAAGAAGUGAAGUUUUCAGUAUCUCUCAAAUAUUUUAGCUUACCAGCAUUAGGUUACUAAGUUUCUAUUUGUUAAGUAGGUUACAGCCUUAAGUUUUAUUUUAUAUAUAGAUUCAUAGACAAAGUGCCUUGGUAUCUGCUGUAUCCUUUUCCUUGCCCAUUCUAUCUUUUUAUUUCUCCAUUCUUUAUCUGGCUUUCUCUGUCUCAUAUCUACACAUCACCUAUACCAGUAGCUCUCAAACUAUGAAUCACCCAUUGGUUGUUUAAAAAUACAGACUCGGGCCUCCUGGUGGCUCAGCGGUUGAGCGCUGGGUUGCAAAGCUGGCCGCAGCCUCUGCAGCGUCGGUUCGAUCCCUGGCUGCUCCCCGGUCACCGGAGGAGGGUCCCACAUGGCGCGCAGACCUCUCCUGCCGCCCGCUGCUCCCCUCAGCAGUGUGCUUUGGUCCUUCUGCCUGCUCUGCUCCCCGCUCUGGCACUGGUGAAUUCUCUCACCCUCCCGUGCUUCUGACUGUACCCAGUGGUUGUAUAAAUAAAUAAAUCUUAAAAAAAAAACAGACUCCUAGUCCUGCAGAGUUUAAUAAAUACAACCGGGGAUAGGGCCAGGAAUCUACAUUUUUUUUUAAAAGGAGCUCAGGUUGUUGGGUACAAGUAGUCCACAGUGUAGUGAAAUGUUGGUUUGGUUUCCUUUCCUGAAGUGUAGCUGAUUUAAUUAAUUCUGAUUGACUCAGUUCUUAAUCAAGCUUUUUACCAUUUAUAUUUAUUCCAGCUUCUACUAAGUAGUAGUCUCUACUUACUGUGUUGAAAUGUGGGUUAUACCAAGGAGAUCUCAUUUAUGACAAGCCUUGAAAUAGCCAUAAACUUAACUCCCUUUGCUUAUUUCCUGGGAACUGUCUAUAUUCACAUGCCUAAUGUAAAUGGCCUCUUUCUUAUGAGACUUCAUUCCCAAUUUUGAUUCACAAGGCAAGGGUAAUAAAAUGAUCCCUUGGAAUUAAAGAUUUAAGUUUCAGCCUUGUUUCUGUUUCUAUUUGCAUGUGAACCAAUAAGCUAGCUAGUUCUUCUGGUAUUUGCUCCUUCAUUUGAAGUGGCACAAUUGUUCAAGAAUCAAACUUUUACAAAUAAAAGACUAGAGAUUUCUCACUGGAAAAAUCACAGUGGUAAACCUGGACUGGAUAAGUUUAGUAUUUAUUUUCCACUUCAUUACUGUUCUUCUGGAGUAACUUUUUUUCAUUUUUCUCCAUUUCCUGACCUUAUAAAUCUGGGAAAAAUGGUAAAAGGCUUCAUACACAAAAUGAUAAUUUAUAAGGAAUGUAGAAUUCUCUAUCAGUUCAUUUAUCCAAACAACUUAAAUUCAAAUGUUACAUAUUUUUAAGUGAAAUGUAAAAUAUACAAAAGCAUAGUUUACCUAGUAGAUUCAAAAUUGUUGGUGUCAUCACAGUGAAUACCAAUUUUAUCACUUUUGGUGGCACUGGAACACUCAGGUCAUUUAUGAGAAUAGAAUGGUGAGAUCUUCCAUGUUUUAUUACUUCAAAUCCUCUUGGUCUUUCUUCAGGCCCUUCUGUGGCAACCAGAUUUAAGUAGGACUGGGCAGUUAACUGCAUCUUAUCCCUUGCUCCAAGAACCUCCCAUGUCCUGCUUCCUGGCAUCUGGCAAGCUAUAGGAGCCAUUUUGUAUUCAGACAGGUACAAUUUGUAAGAGGUAUAGGGCCAUCCUUGACUCCCUUCAAAGACAAUUCAGUGGCACAUUUUAUAAGGCUAAGAAGGCCCCUUGAGAUCAGCACUACUGCCAAUGUGGUGUCUUGAUACAUCCGUGGUUGGCUUUUCUUCUGUUUUAUUUCCCUACCAUGUCUGUUCCUUGGGAUCACUUCCAAAAUUAAUCACCACAUACAAUUUUUUGUCUUGGAUUCUGCUUUUAGAAAAAUCAGAGCUAAAACAAGUAGUAACACUGUCAAGCAGAGAUGAUUUCUAAGGCAAUUUCUAAGGCAUAUAUUUUACUGUGUGAAUGCUUAUAUAAAGUCCCUUUUUUUUGUUUAAAACACUGCUGCUUAGAAUAGACCAGUGUUAUCAACUGGAAAACAACUGAAAAUAUAUUAAAAAAUUAAAUUUUCUAAAAAAGCUACAGAGUUGUUUUAGUCUUAAUUUUCUAUACAUGGCUAUUGCUAUAACCUUUCAUUAUUCUACCUUAGUUUGAAAAGAUAAGUCACUUACAUGAAUAGGUCAAUAGCAUCCUCAUAAAAAUCUUUUCUAUUAACUUUAAUCCAAAUGAACACUUUUACUUUCCCGCUCUGAAUCUUAAGAUAGCAAUUCUAAACUGUCCCAGUUCUUAACUUCAUCUCUUGACCUUAAGUUUUCUCACUUUCGAAACUAAUUUUUUUGGGCUUUCACAAGAUAAAAUGUUACUUCCAUGACAGAAUAUUUUCUAUGAUAAAUUUCUGUGAAUUUUGCUUUUGGUUUUGUUUUACGAAUAUGCAUACAUCCUUUUAUUUAUAUCAUUAUAAUCUUUACUACUUUGGAGGCUAGAGUUAUAAAGAUCAAAAGAAAUCUAGUUAUUUUCCCAAAGUCCAACAUAUAAUAUUAGAAUUGGAACUUAUAAUAUCUGAUCUUCUGAUUCUGAAUCCUAUGUUUACCUGAGGGUGACUCAUUGAAUAAAGAACUCAGAAAAAAAGAUAAUUUAUAGGAACAUAUAGGAGUAUUCAACCUGUCUAUAACUGCUUAACACAAAAGAAACCUUUUUUACUAGUUCAUUUUAAUAUUUAAAAAUAUAUACAUAAUAGGCAUUUUCUUUAGAAGACAAAUCCAAUAAAUAACAUGGCAAACCCUUUUCUGUGGUAAAUCAUUUUCAUUUUGUGAACACCAUAUGCUCUUGUUUUUCAGUUUGUUAAAACAGGAAAAACUACCAGUAUCUGUUCUAAUGAUCAGUAUAAUCUUAUUAUUUAUAAACCCUUUUCCUCCCUCAGGCACAAAUUCAUUCUUGUUUUUCAAGGAUGCAGGUUUUAAAGCUCUAGUGAUUCUUCUGCACGUUUUAGAUACAGAACAUUUAAAACAAUUUUGAAAUUCUAGGUGUUUAAUUCUAAUUGGCAAGAAGAUUUCUGAAUCUGGCAGCUCUCAGUCCUGAGAUUUCCUGUUAUGUUUGCUAUAAAGCAUUUUAACAGGUGGAUUCCAGAAUAGGUCACAGCACUGAAAAAAAAAAAAAAUUAAUAAUUUUCUUCCCUUAUUUCAGAUGGCAAAAGAUCUUAAUUAAUCUAACUUAAAGUUUGUUUAAAAUGCUUGUGAGUUCCAUGUGACAAACAGAAUGCCUUAAUUUGUCUUGCCUUUCUCCUCUUCCUCAGUUUCUUGUAGUGUUCUAAAAUCUAUCUCCCUCAUGAAGUCUAAACAUUUAACAUUAUCUUCUAUUUUGAAUUU
Talpa occidentalis (Iberian mole) is the source of this 5994-nucleotide messenger RNA. RefSeq names its product nucleolus and neural progenitor protein (gene RMP64). Lineage: Eukaryota; Metazoa; Chordata; Mammalia; Eulipotyphla; Talpidae. Bases 21 to 1715 code for a protein of 564 amino acids. Gene Ontology annotation, biological process: positive regulation of Notch signaling pathway. The transcript is spliced from 9 exons. Gene Ontology annotation, cellular component: nucleus. The record is from RefSeq and is a predicted model, not a curated record.